AUGUCUGUUGAUGAAGUGAUAAAUACGGUAGGGGGUAAGGAACAGGAUGUACAACGAGCAUUGUCACUGCUGCUAUUUACUGCGAUCAAACCAUACUGUGUUGAAUUAACGCAGUUAGCAUUAUUACCCAAUCCAAUCUUCAAAUCAGAUUCCCAAAAAUUGGUUUCUGCAUUGAACAAUGUUAAUAAUACUCUAGAGGAACAUUAUCGGGAAAAUUCGUCUUCUGGGCCUUAUCGUUUGUCUGCUAAUAUAGCCGAUUACGUAUUUUUUCCUUUGUCUAACUUGUUGAAGCAGCCAACCCUAAGUGACGAGGUGAUAUCGAUUUUACUCAAAAUAAUAGCAUUUUUGAUCAAUCAUUCAUGGAGCCAUAAUGCGGACGCUAAAUUGCUAGACCAAUUGUAUCCAUUGAUCUUGUUUCUUGUAGAUAAUAAUGUUGGGGCCAAAGGCGUUACGGUAAUCGAGACAAAGGAGUUUACAUUCAAGCAAUCGGCUGUCACCGUUAUGAGUAGUUUGAUCUCAUGCUUACCGGUUGACUAUUUUUCAAGCAACCCCAAAAAUUUGACUAUGUUGGGGUCUUCAACAACCAUUUUACUUGAUAUAUUUGCAAGUUUACAAGGCCCAACGACACAAGAACAAAUAUUUCUUGUAAAUGAAUGUUUAGAUACUAUUUCUUUGUUAUACUCAAAAGUGUCAGCAGAACAGUUAUCGCAUAUAUUUCCUGGAUCGGUAUCUCAUUUGGUUAAUUUCUCAACAAAUUCCAAAUCAUUACAUUUUUCGAUCAUUUGUGGUAUUUUGAAACUACUUAGACAAUUGAUAGUAAAAGUGUUCAAUGAUAAGGACUUGAAAAUUAGCUUAGACUCUUCAGAUUCACAACCAGAUUUGGAAAAGUUGAACGAACUUUGGGAAGAUCAGAAUGACGAGGAGCUUACACAUAGAAUGGAUAUGUUGAAUAUAAAAAUAGAGAUACCAGCUACGGCGAAUAAGCAUAGAACCACUAGUUGGCUCUUCGCAACUUCAAAGCAAUUGAAAAUUUCGUUGACUAUCUUAUUCAGGACAUUCUUAUCAUCUCAGAGCUAUAAACUGAAGGUUCAAACAAAGACUCAAGUUUCAAAUGAAUUAAUCUCAUUUGUGAAUGAAAUACUUCAAAAUUGUUUUGUAUCUUUAUUCAAAGACUUCUGUGCUAUAGCAUUGGAUGUAUUGUCAAUGUUGAUAUCUAUACUCACUUCCGACGAAAAGGCUUCUAUUCAAAAAGCGACUGAUGAAGAAAUCAAAAUUGAUGAUUAUGCUUCAUUAAUAAUUUCAAAUAUAUCAGCAAAUGAUACUAGUGAUAAAAACCAGAAAUUACUUUACAAUCAUGUAAAAUUAAAACUAUCGGAUUUUAUUAAUAACAAGUUAUCAUCAAUUGUCUUCUCGACUGAUGACGAGAAGAUUAAUUCCUACAUUGUUUCGCUUAAAUUUCAAUUUAGCAUUUUAAAUAAACUAUCGAAUAGUUACUUCACUAAUGAGGAUGCUGUACAAGAUUUGAAAUUUAAACUAACACAACAUUUGCAACUGCAUUUUGUUAACUGCUUUCUUUUUAAUAAUCAACUUAAAAGUAAAGAAAGUUUUCCGUUGGCAAUUAAUGGUACCCCUUCUGACAAUAAAAAUGAAUCAAACAAUAAGCUAGACAAUAUUGAACUACCACCACAUAUUAAUGCCAACAAGUUAACUCGAAUCAAUAAUAAUAAUUACCUUACUAAUCGUAGUGAUAAUAUAAAUGCGUAUACGGAUAACUUGUUAAUAUUAUCUAAAAACUGGUCUGGAGGUGAGCCGUAUCGUGAUUCUUCUGAGUUGCUUUCAAAUUACUUUAAAGGUAUCUACUCACCGUUUAUUGAAAACAGAUUUGUUGGCCUUCUUAGUUUUAUUGCAUUACUAGGGAGCUCAAAUGAGAGUAAAUCUCUUCUGACUGUUGAAAAUUUAUUCAUAAAUAAUGACGUUUCUGUUGUUGGUGAUGCUUCGACUCAAUACUUGGACAAAGCUGUGUCACUCUGGAUGGCCAAUAACUUAAUGAGUGCCUAUAAUUCUAAAGGUAAUAAACAGGUUCAGAAUUCAUCUAACAUAGAUUCAUUCGACAUAAAUGAGUUCUUAGUAUUUGAACAGAAGGAGACCAUGACUGAUUCAGGAAUACCUAGCGAAAAUAAUAUAGAAGAAAUAUCAUAUUUAAUAAUGGACAAAGCCCAGGAAUUAAUAGACGAGGUUUCAUCUCUAAUGAAUUCUCCAGAAAAUAUCACAAGCAAGAACAAGAUGCAAUUGUAUAAGAUAUAUGAAUUUGCCUAUUCUGUUGCCAUAGACUCCAUAGGGCAGCUUGCUAAUCAUUUAUCUUUAGCGGAUUUUCAGACUGAUUUUCUUAUUGAUUAUUUGUAUCCAUUACUAGAGGCAUUAACUUACCAAUCGAACUCGUUGAUACAAACACACGCUGUAUCAUCAUUGGACUCAAUUGUAAAAAAUUAUUAUAACGGGUCUCUAGAGUUACUAUUGAUGGAUAACCUGGAUUAUCUAAUUGAUUGUUUAAGUCUAAAGCUAUCCGUUGUCAGUACUUUAACUCCGGCAUUACCUGGUAUUUUAUUAAUUGUUUUAAAGAUUGCUGGAAUUAAACUUCUAUUAACUAAUCAAUUGCUGGAUAUUCUAACCAAAAUGUUCAUACUUAUCGAUUCAUAUCACGGUUAUUCAGCUUUAGUGCAAGGAUUUUUCAUUGUUUUUGAGGAGUUGAUACAGCAGAUUAAAGUUGAGUAUUUAAAGGAAACGAUCUUGCAUGAAGAAGAAUCAUCUUUAAGUAUAAACGAUUCUUUAUACAAGCCGUGGGGUUUAUCGAACUGUGCGCAAUUAUUAGCUUUAAUAGAUGACUCAAAUAGACUCAUUGAUCCUAUGAAUGAUUAUGAUUCAAAUACAGAAUAUUUUAAAAGGAAACCUGAUACAGCAUUUGGUGAUCAAUUGGCAGAUUCGGAUGAUGAAGAUGAAAAAAUAAGCCAGAGCGAUGAAAGUGAUCAAGAGGUAUGGAAUUCAUGUAUUCCAAAAAAUAUAUAUCUAAUAGUCCAAAAGAUAUUCAAUUAUGGCUUUAGAUUAUUAUCACAUCCAUCGACAAACUUGAGAGUGCAAAUUAUAAAAACAUUAAUUAAUAUUUAUCCAAUACUAAGUGAGAACUAUCAGUUACUAUUACCGAUUAUUUCGCAACAUUGGCCGGUUUUACUAACCUUAGUUUCAGGAUCUUCAACACUUUCAACAUUUUCAGAAAUCGAUUCAUAUGAUUACGCGUCUGACAAUAUUAUAAUCCUUGGUCUUGAAUUUCUUAUCGAAAUUAUUGAAGAAGAUAAAAAGAAGGGUGAAAAAUUUUUGGCCAAAAGAUUCAUAGAAAUUUGGCAGCAUCUCUCGAAUAAUUCUAAAAUUUCAGGUUACAUCAAAAGGAGUAACCUGAACAAGCAAUCAGGUCGAGUGCAAAAGCAGGUAUCUACUUUAAGAGAUACAACAGCCCCAUCUGCGCUAAACCCUAAAAUGAUACAACUAUAUGUGAAACUUAUCAUUACUGGAUUAAACACAUAUGAAAGAACUGUUUCUGAUUUAACUGCUUAUGAUAUGGUCAAAUUUUGCUAUUCAAUGGGCCUAUCAAAGGAUCAAUAUAUGGUCAAAGAAAUAAAAAAUAUUUUAUGGGUUAUAGAACAUGAGGUAGUUCUUUGA
Debaryomyces fabryi is the source of this 3711-nucleotide messenger RNA. RefSeq lists its product as uncharacterized. The record is from RefSeq and is a predicted model, not a curated record. Gene Ontology annotation, biological process: chromatin remodeling. The transcript has a single exon. NCBI's taxonomy places the organism in Eukaryota, Fungi, Ascomycota, Pichiomycetes, Serinales, Debaryomycetaceae. The coding region runs from base 1 to 3711 and encodes 1236 amino acids. Gene Ontology annotation, cellular component: cytoplasm.